GAGCUCAAAAUUACCAAAACGAUGAAGAAACUAUAAGGAAAACACGGUCAUGGCACCUUCGUUAUCCAACAUCACUAUUAAAUGCUAAAAAAUAUAGUUUACGUAAACAUUCAGCAUGUUCACUUCCUCAAAUAUAACCGCGUGUAGUGCACAUAUAUACCGAGUCUUGCCAGCCACAAAAUCUACGCAAACACACACACACACAAAAACACACACUGCAGGACAUUGUACAUAGGGCACAUUGUUAUUGGAAAGUAAGAUGUAAAUAACACUAAGACUUGGGACAUUUAAUAUUUACAUGUAUUAAUUUUAAGUCGAAAGCUUUAUGGUCCUGCGCUACAGGGUCCCACCCCUUCUCUCCGGGAACCACUGGCUGUUUACAUGACCGGUACCGAGCUGGAAUGGAGACCAUCUGACUAAGAGUAUAAUCUCUCCCGUGCAGAUCUGAAUCACCCUGCCCGCUUUUCCGAGGGGCAGCCGCGUUAGAUCCCUCUCUUCUUUGCCCCCCAACGUGCCUCUAGCAGGCAGCAACGACCGACGCGCGGAGACCGCGGCCGAAAGCGAAGACCGUCAUAGCGGCAUCGGGAGAGCCAGCGCCGCGCCGCGCCGCGCCGCUUCCUGAGCUUUGGGAUACAGGGACUGAUUUGCUGCCACCAUGGAGGUUCAGCCUCAAGGUCAACAGUCCGAGCAUCAGCAGCAGAAGCCUUUGCAGCCAGAUAUGGGGCACAAUGCCCUAGUAAACUAUGAAAUCGGGAAGAUGAUCGGAAGAGGGCAGUUCAGUGAGGUGUACCGCGCGCGGUACUUGCUGGACAACACGUCCGUGGCAUUGAAAAAAGUACAGAUAUUCGACUUGAUGGAUGCCAAAGCGCGGCAAGAUUGCAUCAAAGAAAUAGACCUCCUUAAGCAAUUGAACCAUCCCAAUGUAAUUAAAUAUCACGACUCGUUCAUUGAAGAGAACAAGCUGAAUAUUGUCCUGGAACUUGCAGAUGCGGGGGACCUGUCACAGAUGAUAAAGCACUUCAAGAAGCAGAGGCGGCUUAUUCCGGAAAGUGCCGUGUGGAAAUACUUCGUCCAGCUGUGCAGCGCUCUGGACCACAUGCACUCUCGGCGCGUCAUGCACAGGGACAUAAAACCAGCCAACGUGUUCAUUACUGCCACUGGGGUAGUUAAACUGGGAGACCUGGGACUGGGAAGAUUUUUCAGCUCUAAAACCACAGCCGCCCACUCUCUAGUGGGCACCCCUUAUUAUAUGUCUCCAGAGAGGAUACAUGAAGACGGAUACAACUUCAAAUCUGACAUCUGGUCACUAGGCUGUUUACUCUACGAGAUGGCUGCCCUCCAGAGUCCUUUUUACGGGGACAAGAUGAACCUUUACUCCCUGUGUAAGAAGAUCGCGCAGUGCGACUACCCUCCCCUGCCCUCUGACCAUUACUCUCAUGAGCUCAGAAAGUUAGUAGACAUGUGCAUCAACUCCGACCCCGAGAAGAGACCCGACGUCACCUAUGUGUAUGACAUCGCUAAACAGAUGAAGGCAAUCAUGCUUAGUAGUCCGCAGUAAACAAAAGAAAAAUAAAAAAACUAAGUAUCACGGUUAUUCAGCCUCUGCUUUCGCAAAACAAAGACACAUCGAGGUCUUUUACAGUGUUGGUUACAGUGUAACUAAGCACUGCAGUUCAGGUCGAAUGGUUUUAAAUGAAGUAACACGAUUGUUAGUACUGCAGUUCUUGUGCUCUAAACCCAAAGUAACCUAUUAAAGUGUGUGAUUUUUAUCAACUGUCAUGUAAAAAAUACCAUCUGGUACAGUAAAGGGAUCCUAAAUGUAUGUGCCACUUAGAAAAUUCAGCUGAUUUUGAGAUAUUUAAAUUCAUUUGUCCCAAUUCUUGCCCAUCUGCUAAAUCACCCCAUAAGCAAACAGGGUACACAGUCAAGGUGUAAUACUGUACCUGCCUAGAUGAAGACAAGUAGCCAGUUUUCACUGUGCACCAGUGCCCGACUGUAAAUGUCGCUGGUACUGAAACAAGACGGUGGUCUAUGAAUGUAAAAACGACGCAACAUAGGAUAUCAAAAAAUCAAGCAAGUAAUCGAUACAGUGCCUUUCAGUGCAAUUCUUAUUAAUUUGCCGGGGAUUUACAGCCCAGGGAGGUUAUUUUAGGGAAAAUUAGCAUUAAAUUGAACUUUAAUUCAUGCAAUAUAAGUUUUCAAUAAGUGCAUUUUUAUCAGAAGUAUAAAGAUAAACAAUAUCCCCAUAGGUGUAAACCUUAAAGUGCUAGUAUGUACAACAGUCACUGUUUUAGUUAAUUAAUUUAGACAUUUUUUUCUUAUUGUUCAUAAUGAUGCAAUUUGCGUUCAUAUUUCAAGUAUGUUUACUUUGUUUCAUUUUAUUGGGAGAAUUUUUUAACAAAAUCUGUUUAUGUAUGUAUGUGCAUGCCUGUAUAUGUGUGGGGGAGGUUAUGUUUAUAUCACAUUGUGGGGACCAAACAUUCCCCACAAUGUAAUAAAAACCUGUUAUUUUGACCUUGUAGGGAGCAUUUUUCAGGUCCUCACAAAGAUCUGUGAAUGCACUCAGAAAAGUAAAUAUGGACAAAGUCUCAAUAAAAGUCUUUUAUUUAGGGCUGGAUGGGGGUUAAGAUCGUCAUGUUGGGAUUAGGGUUUGCCCCAUAGAAAUGUAUGGAGAGUCCCCACAAAGAUAUAAUUACAAACCUGUGUGUGGGGGGGGCAUGCCUGGAAAAUUGUGACUCUCGUGUUCUAAAUUAUUGAUACAUAUUAUUUCAAAAUUGUCAUCGUGCACUCGGUCUGAUGUAUCAAGAUUUAAGGGUUUUAAGUAAGAAUGACGGAAUGUGCUCAUAUUUGCCAACCUUGAUUUUUCAUUUCACUCCUAAAUCCCUGUAUGAGCGAGAUCUUUUUUGGCAUGGUACUCAGACGGAAGCAUUUAUAAAGGCAGCUUUAGUUCCGUAUCACUCUAAAAGACUACAUGCCAUGUUAAUUCAGGCUUCUCUACGCAGACAAGCCUCAGCCUUAUUGUAUGGGAGUUUUCAACGUUAAGUUGUUAUGGCUAUCAACUUCUGCACUAUUAGUUGAAAAAUGUAUGCAUUAUCUGUUUCGUUUGCACAGGUGUCACCUUAGCUUCUGGUUGACUCUUUUUCCCUGCUAUUUAUGUAAAAGUAACCCUAGAUUAUGAAUAAUUAUGCCAAUAAAACAUUUAGCUAAACUUCUAGCAACUGCAAAAUUAAACUGAUUUGUGCCUUUCAAUUCUGAUUUUGUCACAUAUAUUUUUCACUUUUCAAUUAUGGAACACAGUGUAGUCUGGUUUAAUUCGAAUGUGUCCUUGACAUGUGGCUAAAAAGGCAAAUAAAAGAGUUGAUUUAA
This is a messenger RNA of Brienomyrus brachyistius, 3366 nucleotides long. RefSeq names its product serine/threonine-protein kinase Nek7-like. Gene Ontology annotation, molecular function: ATP binding; protein kinase activity. Lineage: Eukaryota; Metazoa; Chordata; Actinopteri; Osteoglossiformes; Mormyridae. The coding region runs from base 656 to 1558 and encodes 300 amino acids. The record is from RefSeq and is a predicted model, not a curated record. Gene Ontology annotation, biological process: protein phosphorylation. The transcript is spliced from 10 exons.